This is a messenger RNA of Musca domestica (house fly), 993 nucleotides long. Its product is annotated as vitellin-degrading protease-like. Bases 1 to 978 code for a protein of 325 amino acids. NCBI's taxonomy places the organism in Eukaryota, Metazoa, Arthropoda, Insecta, Diptera, Muscidae. Gene Ontology annotation, biological process: proteolysis. The record is from RefSeq and is a predicted model, not a curated record. The transcript has a single exon. Gene Ontology annotation, molecular function: serine-type endopeptidase activity.
AUGAAUUCCGUUAAAUUUAUUACAAUAUUAUUGAUAAGUUGGAGUUUUCAUCUCAAUAACGCUGAAGAUGAUUUCGAUAGUAAAUCUUCAAAUUCGAGUGGAACGUUUGAUACGAAUUUCUCAAACAAUGUGGGCGACAGCAGCAAUACCAAUAGUACCGAAGCUCGGUUGGAGGAAGGGAGCCCAGAAGGUGUGAAUGCUUUCAAAUCUCUAAAUGACAAUUCAAGUGGACCAUUCGAUGUAGAGCCGGUUGGCGAUAGUAAAGCUAGUGAAAAACACAAACUUAUUGGAAGUCGAGUGUUGAAAAUAGAAGAAGCCCCUUACCAUGUUGCAUUAUUUCGUAAUAAUUACUUUAUUUGUGCGGGUUCAAUUGUCAGCCGUGAUUGGAUUGUGACAGCGGCCCAUUGCGUCAAUGGUGGUGGAAGUUUUGGCAUACGAUUCGGGACUACAGACUGCCGAAAAGGUGGUGAAAUUCGUCACAUUACCACUGUGGUCAUAAAUAGACGUUUUAAAAUCAGGUCCCUGGACAACGAUAUAGCAAUGCUGCAAGUCAAUAAACCAUUUCAAUGGUCUUCAGGUGUAUUACCGCUCAGCUUAUCCACUGAGUUUUCCAAAUUUCCUCGAAACACUAUAGUAACUGGCUGGGCGAGUAUUGAAGAAAAUAAUGGACCAGAAUUGUCUUUGGGUGCUGCAAGAAUUACCACUGUGCCGCUCAGAGUUUGCCGCAAAUUAUAUGAUGACGUAUAUCCAAUUACGAAAAAAAUGAUCUGUGGAAAUUCAACUGGUGUAGGUUUGUGCCAAGCUGAUUCCGGCAGUCCUCUGGUACACGAUGGCAUACUUUAUGGCAUAGUUACUCUGGAUGUAGAGUGUAAUCGGCCAAAUACGCUUGGCCUCUAUACGGAUGUUCGCAAACAAUACAAAUGGAUUCAGAAUGUAGUGCUGAAGCAUGGCGGUCAAACACCUAUUAUAUUAGAUUAAGUAUUCUGGUAUUAA